Molecule: messenger RNA, 2253 nt
Organism: Triticum dicoccoides
Lineage: Eukaryota; Viridiplantae; Streptophyta; Magnoliopsida; Poales; Poaceae
Exons: 4
Coding region: 1455-1889 (144 amino acids)
Source: RefSeq, a predicted model, not a curated record
UGCUCUCCCUCCCGAUUCAGAGCGCCGCCACCCACCGCGUCCCCCCGACCAUGGCCUCGCCCCGUCUCCUUCAGACCUCGCCGCCGCCGCCGGCCAUGGCCUCGGCCCUCUCCCCUCCCCUCCCCCUCAUCAGAUCAGAAGAGAAGAGAAGAGAAGAGAAGAGAAGAGGGAGGGGGAUCGAGCGAGCAGGAGGUCCCAGAUGAGAUCCGCCGCCGGCCGGCCCCAUCCCCACAGCCGCGCCCGUGCACCUCUCCCCUCUCUCUCUUCCGAUUCGUUCCGCACCCCUCCGGCGACCUGUCUCCCCCAUCCCACCACACCCCUCCGUCGACCCUGCUCUCUCCCCCACCACACCCCUCACCUUCUCUGCCAGAUCGAGCAGGGCGGCCAUGGCUCUCCGGCCUCCCCCGUCUAGUUGCUGCUGUUCGAGCUCCUCUCAGCUCCCACCGACCACAUCAAGGGCCUCUGCCGUUGGGUCUCCGCGGAUCCACGGCGCCCCGAUGCAGGCGGCUCCCAACCCUAGCCGACUACAUCAAGGCUCAAAGGGGCUCCUCUUCACCGGCGCCGGCUUCAUCAGCAAGAAGAUGGCAGCUUCCUCCUCGGGUGUCAGGGCCGCUAACUCACCAAACCUCCGUCCCUCCUUCAAUUAUUUCCCAAUUUCUCUGUGUGUUGAAGCAGGGACGCCUCUUAGUGGAAAUGAAUCCAUUUUAACCCUAUGCUUGUGGAUGCAAAAUUCUCGUUCUGCAAAUUUGAAGGAAUGUGCUGUAGAAGUUUAUUGGUGAAUGUGAGUGUUUAGGAUUUGAAAGUGGUGUUAUGUUUUAGUUGCCGAGGUGGCCGAUGAACCUUCUGAUGUAGAGACAGAGCUAUCGGUUGAUGACGUAAUUUAUGUGUUCAAGUGAUAUUUUUGUUGGGAUUUGUGUGUGAUGUCAGUCAUUGCUCAUGCUCCCUAUGAAGCUAUAGCUUUCUUAAGUAAGGUAUACAUGUGCUUAUUAUUUCCUAUUGUAACUGCAAGGCAUUUUGAUUUCCCCCUUUUGAGCUCAGCUUUCUUAUCUGUAUCAUUUGUUCGUGCCUUACCUGCCAAUGAACCUUCUGCUGUAGAGACAUAGCUAUUGGUUGACAGUGUAAUUUAUGUGCUCAAGUGAUUUUUUGUUGGGAUUUCUGUGUGAUGUCGUUUGUUCCUCAUGCUGCAUAUGAAGCUACAGUUUACCCUUCUUUCAUAGAUUACAUGGGUUCAUUAUUUUCUUAUUAUAAUUGCAAGGCAUUUUUAUUUCUGUGUUUUGAGCUCAGCUUUCUUAAUUAUAUCCUUUGUUUGUGUUGGUGCCUUGAGCUGCCCUUCCACCUUUGUUACAGUGUCAUACCCCAGUAUUAUGCCAGGGUUGUGCCACACCUGACCUGUUGGAUACUGUGUUUGGCAGGGUUGAGAAGAGGUUUUUUUUUAAUGGGGCUCCCUGCUCUAUAUGAGGAUGUUAUGUUUGUAUUUUCGACCCUGGAGCAGAGGACAAGGCUGGGGAUGUUCUAUCGGUUCUAAUAGAAGAACACGAAGUAUUUCUGAGCUCAGCAUGAUUGUGGCUGACAAAACUAGAGGUUUUCAUAGGGCAAAGCUGGUCAUCAUCAACCCGGGGCUCUACGUGGACGUGUUCUGGAUACCACAGCACCGGAGCUUCCCAACAUCCUUCAUGCUCUUUACCGGUAAUAAGCAAGCCUUGGACGAUGAUGACCAUGGCCAACACUUUCGUGAUUCUUGUGCUGUCGACGGUGCAUUGCUGGCGGACCAUCUUCUCUCAUCAAGCGAGGAUGAUGAUGAUGCCGAGGACCUGAGCUGUUGCUUGAUCAUCUAUUGUUGCUGGAUUCUUUCAACCCUCUUGGUUUGGAAAUCCUUGGCUGUCCAGUAGAACAAAAUGCUUGUAGAUUUUGUAGGGAUGGUGUGUAUUGCAGUAUUUAGCAUUUAGCUUAACAAAAUGCUUGUAGAUUUUGUAGGGAUGGUGUGUAUUGCAGUAUUUAGCAUUUAGCUUAACAAAAUGCUUGUAGAUUUUGUAGGGAUACUUGAUUUGUGGGAUACUUGAUCUUGCAACUGUGACUUGACUAAUAGAGUAGAAAAUAUCUUAUUAACGAGGAGAGACAGGCAGCAGCACGACGAGGAUUAGGGGAAGUAGCAGCAGUAGCAUGACUCUGCAUAGAAGUGGUUUCGAAAAAGCUCGAACAGCAAUGAGCUUGUUUUAUUUGCUGAUAAGGCUAUAUAAUGUGAUUUCUCUAUCA